GUUACCGAGCGUUACCCGUGUCACACCCUAGAGCCUCAUCAAAGAGGCUAGAAGGGCGUUAUCAUCAUAAUUUCUUGCUGCUACUUUUACUGUGAGUCAGCCGAACCAUAGCAUUUGUUGAUGCUCAACUCAACGCGUCCAACAUGAUGAGCACAACAUUUGCCACAAUUUUCGUGUUGGCAAUUUCGUAUGUAACGAUGUGCACUGCAUAUGAAGACGACAAAGAACCGAUUUGGAAUUUUGACGACAUCCUAUCCCAGAGAUCUCAUGCUGAAAAGCAGCAAGAUAGAGAUGAGUCAUCAGAAAUUUUGAAAUUCGCCUUGCCCGGUGUCCACCCGACGAAGGAAGACAUGCACCUCUGUACUGCUGUGGAUCUCCGUAGAAAGGAAGAAUAUAUUGUUGCAAUUAAACCCCUUGUUGACAUGCACACAGUCCACCAUUUGAUGAUAGUUGGAUGCUCAGAGCCAGCAAAUUAUGCUUUUGCUAAUGAUGGAAAAUAUUGGACAUGUGGAGAAAGUGGACUCAAAAAAUGCAGCCAUGGUUCUACUGAUGAAAUACUGUAUGCUUGGGGAAGAAAUGCCCCAGAGUUGGACUUACCACCUGACACUGCCAUUGAAGUGGGUGGCAAAUCUGAUCAUAGUUACCUUGUCCUUGAAGUUCACUAUGCAAGUGUAGACAAGUUUUUAGCUGAUCCUACUCUAAAAGAUUACGCUGGGGCAGAAUUGCACAUGACGUCAGUACGACCCAGUCAACUGGCUGCUGUAUUUCUCUUACAACCAUUUGGAGACAUUCCACCAAAGAAGAAAGCUUGGCAUUUUGACAUUGGAUGUCAAUAUCAUGAUGGACCAGUCUUACAUCCUUUUGACUUUAGAGUCCACACUCAUGGCAUCGGGACGGUAGUGACUGGCUACAGAAUACGUGAUGGAAAAUGGACUCUAAUAGGUAAAAUGGAUCCACAGCGACCACAGGCAUUUUACCCAGUUGAUAAUCUAGUGGAUAUAAAAAGUGGAGACACUAUAGCUGCCCGUUGCACUUUCAAUUCAAUGCAGAGAAACAGAGUAACACACUCAGGAUUAACCCAUGAAGAUGAAAUGUGCAAUUUUUACAUGAUGUACUGGUAUGAUCCAAAACAAGGAAAGGCAGCCAGCAAUCACAGAGACUUCUGUCAGCUUCUGGAUCCAAAGUACCUUGAUUACCCAGCAGAUUCUGAUGUUCCACUACCAACUAAAAGAGCAAAACUGGCAAUGAAAUAAACCUUGACAAAAGUAUGGGUCAGCUGUGAGCUCAGAUGAAACUGAUCGAUAUUAAAAGGAACUCCCAAGAACUACCUUUUUAUAUUUUCGCGUUAGUUGUACCUUACCUGUGAUCAGAUUUAAGGCGGAGCAAGGACCUCUAUGGGACAUUCUGUCUAAGAAAUCAUGUGUUGUCAGAUGUAUGCCUAUAACUUGCUUUUGGUGAUACCAAGAGAAAAUCAGUUCAACUAGGUUCACAUGUCCACCUCACAAAAUCAAAAUUGGAAACUAUACUUGCCCCUUUGUACAGAAAAAGAUAUUACGUCUCAGCUUCAGACCCCAGUUUUUAGACUAAAAAAUCACUUCUAUGGACCAGUUUCAUGGAAACCGUACGAAAACUACUCUCUGGCGCGUCGGACCGCCAGCGUGGAUUUGCAAGACAGAGGAAAGUUGGGGAGAGGAUAAAUUUCCACCGGAGCGGGGUCCCUACGAAGUGGCUGAUGAGGAUAUAGGAAAGAUCCAACUCAGAAAGUAUACCUCAUUGUUAAAAAGAAAAGAAAAUUAAAAAAGAAUAAGAAAUUUUGAGGACUAUUUUUGAAAUUCGGCAUUAUUGCACAUUUUUCCGGUAAGUUUAUCAACAAGCAAAUUAUGUGUAGUCAUAAUUUAUUCCCCCUUUCUGGAGAGAAAAAAAUGAUACCUCCUUGUCGAUCAGUUGAGUACCAAAAUCACAGCUUCUGUUUUAGUGUGUUUUUUCAGGAAGAUGUUUCCAAGUUUAAGAAAAGAAACAAAAAUUUUCCUUUGACUUCCAGCUGUGCAGUAUUAUUAGUGUAGCUCACCCAACUAUUUUUUCAUACAGAACUGCUAACUUGCCUCUGUUGUUGGUGUUUUGUCUCACACUUACGAAUUGGUCAACAGACGUUAACAAGCGAUUUCUUUGAAAUAAACUUAAAGUUUUUAAUUUUA
Molecule: messenger RNA, 2195 nt
Organism: Stylophora pistillata
Lineage: Eukaryota; Metazoa; Cnidaria; Anthozoa; Scleractinia; Pocilloporidae
Product: peptidyl-glycine alpha-amidating monooxygenase
Biological process (GO): peptide metabolic process
Cellular component (GO): extracellular region; membrane
Molecular function (GO): oxidoreductase activity, acting on paired donors, with incorporation or reduction of molecular oxygen, reduced ascorbate as one donor, and incorporation of one atom of oxygen; copper ion binding
Source: RefSeq, a predicted model, not a curated record